Molecule: messenger RNA, 1908 nt
Organism: Dovyalis caffra
Lineage: Eukaryota; Viridiplantae; Streptophyta; Magnoliopsida; Malpighiales; Salicaceae
Source: the annotation of a GenBank genome assembly
AUGGCAGAUGAGUAUAGAGAGACAUUGUUGAAGAACGAUAAUUACUAUGAGAAUUGCCCAGGGUGUAAGGUCGAUCGACUUAAAGAGUUGAAGAGAGGAUUCCCAUUUCGUGAGCUUAUAUCGAUAUGGAUUGUUGUGCUUUGUACUGCACUUCCUAUAUCAACUCUUUUUCCAUUCCUUUACUUCAUGAUUAGAGAUUUUGGUAUUGCAGAACGAGAAGAAGAUAUUGGCUAUUAUGCUGGAUAUGUAGGGUCGUCGUUUAUGCUUGGGAGAGCUCUAACAUCUGUUUUCUGGGGAAUGGUAGCAGAUCGCUAUGGUCGAAAACCUGUUAUACUUCUAGGGACCUUAGCAGUCCCUGGUGGAUAUGGCUCAGAAUUGACAGAAAUGAUUCAAUUCCAGGUUAGUACAGCAUGGGGUCUAGGACUCAUCAUUGGCCCAGCUUUAGGGGGUUUCCUGGCGCAGGAAACUUUGCAUGUGCACAAUGAAAAGGAGACUGAACCAAAGGAUUCUUAUGAUGCUUUGGAAGCUGCAACAGAUGAUGGUGAAAGGAAACCAACUUCUAAGGAAAGCCUUUUAAGGAAUUGGCCUUUGAUGUCCUCCAUCAUUGUCUACUGUAUUUUCUCACUUCAUGAUAUGGCUUACACAGAGAUAUUCUCAUUAUGGGCUGAAAGCUCUAGAAAGCUUGGAGGCCUGGGCUAUACGACCGAGGAUGUUGGUGAAAUUCUGGCAAUCACAGGUUGCAGCCUUCUUGUCUUUCAAUUUUCUCUAUAUCCAUACGCGGAGAGGAUUCUUGGACCGAUAACAGUAGCUCGGAUUGCUGGGAUUAUAGCCAUACCACUGUUGGCAAGUUACCCCUUUAUAGCUAUGUUAUCAGGGCUCAGUCUCAGCGUGACGAUAAAUUUUGCAUCUGUAAUGAAGAAUGUUCUUUCUACAUCAAUUAUAACUGGCCUGUUUAUUCUGCAAAACAAUGCUGUGGAUCAAGACCAAAGAGGAGCUGCUAAUGGCAUUGCUAUGACAGCAAUGUCUCUUUUCAAAGCAGUAGGUCCUGCUGGAGGUGGUGCGCUAUUAUCUUGGGCGCAAAGUCGCCAGAACGCUGCAUUCCUUCCAGCCGUUACACAGAACACUUGCCGCCUUCCACAGAAUGAAAAGGCACGCCUCGUCCCUUCGCUUUGCCCCUUCCUUCCGCCGCCGCCACUGAUCUGUUUAGGACCUUCGGUGUUUCUCUUUCAAGCUGUCAAGCUGGCCUCUUUCCUUCCUCACUCUCUCUCACAGUCUCUCUCACUUUCUGCCAAAACUCAAAACAACCACCGGCCACCUUCCAAGCCACCAGCCACCACCGAGCAACCGAGCAGGCGACCACUUAUGGAAGGCGAUAGCAAUGCAUUGAUCUUGCCAGCAAAGAAAAGUAAUAAAAGGAAAGGCAUGAAUCAGGAUCGUGAAGUGGUCAAGAAAAAUAAAAACCCACAAUUAAGUAAAUCCCAGAAAAGAAAGUUGAAGAAGUUGGAGGUUGAAACCGUUAGAGAAAAACGCAGGAUGGCAGUACAAGUUUCCAAGGCUGGUUUAGAAGUUCCCCAGGGCGACCAACCUUUUGAGAGGAGUCAUAGAACUGCUUCUUUUGAGAUUGAAGCUGAAUUGGAAAAGAUCCAAUCAAAGAAGGAUGCAAAUGAGAAAGGCCAUUUACAAGCAAUGGUAAUAGGAAGAAAAGUUCAAAACCAUGCAUCUUUUUCACUGGCUUAUCAAGAUCCAGUUAGCGGUAACGAACUUGGCUUAAAUGGUGGAUCUGUUUCUGCCUUCUUAGCUGAAGGAUUGCCCAAUAAGGAUAAUUGUAAACCUACACAGGAAGACCCUAAAAAUUCUUCGCUGGUUUUAAGUGAUCAUGCUGCUACAACAACCGCCAGUUUAAUGUAA